This is a messenger RNA of Penicillium cosmopolitanum, 486 nucleotides long. RefSeq lists its product as uncharacterized. The coding region runs from base 1 to 486 and encodes 161 amino acids. The record is from RefSeq and is a predicted model, not a curated record. NCBI's taxonomy places the organism in Eukaryota, Fungi, Ascomycota, Eurotiomycetes, Eurotiales, Aspergillaceae. The transcript has a single exon.
AUGAUCCUCCAAACCAUGCAACGCCACCUCGAGCAUUCCGCCUUCCAAUUUGUUCAAAAAUGGCUUUUACCACAGCCUUUGGCUGUUGGCUGGACAUGCCCCGAGGUGCUGGAGCUGCAUAAGUUCUUCAAAUUCUUAGCUAAGAACCGAUUGAAGAUCUCGUCUGAGAAAUGCCGUGCAAACAUCACCACUGUUCAGAACUUGUGCCAUUCCAUCGCUAGCAUCCGCCACGCCGCUGUUCAUCGCUUGACCCAAGACAGAGAUAGUCUGCUUGAGAUGGUUUAUGCCGCCAUCGAAUUUUGCCUUUGCAUCGGCGAGAGUCCUGACGCAGAGGGUCCCGGUCACUUCUUCCGGUUCCUACAGAACACCCUCCCGAAACAACCCAUCAUACUGUCGCACGUCCGAAACCAUCGAAUGGGCAUACUGGGACGAUUAUGCGGAACUAGACCUCACACCUAUGGAAGUCAAUCAAAAGUCUCGGCCUAA